Molecule: messenger RNA, 2160 nt
Organism: Danio rerio (zebrafish)
Lineage: Eukaryota; Metazoa; Chordata; Actinopteri; Cypriniformes; Danionidae
Gene: lck
Product: LCK proto-oncogene, Src family tyrosine kinase
Biological process (GO): positive regulation of multicellular organismal process
Cellular component (GO): cytosol; plasma membrane
Molecular function (GO): non-membrane spanning protein tyrosine kinase activity; transferase activity; kinase activity
Source: RefSeq, marked provisional
GCGUGCGCGUGAGUGUGUGUGAGAGAGAGAGAGAUGCCUUUGUAAAUCAAGUGCUUCUUUUAAGGUGGGAAGUAAAACUGUGAUGUGACGUACACAUUUUUACAAUUUGGCAGCACAUGUCUUUGAAACACGCCGAAGAAGAUCUCGAUGGUUUGUCUGUAAUUUGAGGUGUAAUGUGUUCUUGGUAGAAAGAUAACGGUUAUGGGACAUGGCAACGCCUGCUGAAGUGGCCCAGCAUUGAUAUCCGUGUCUUCUGUCGACAAAAAUACGUAAACAUGGGGAACUGCGGCUCUUUUGAUCCUGAUGAUGAAUUCUCCUACCAUCCAGAUGAAUGGUGUGACCAGUGUAACUGCCCCAAGCCUCCAGUCAGUCAGAAUUUUGAUCCUCUGAUUCCAUAUCCAUCUCAGUAUACACCUCCACCAUCAUCUCCUCUUCCAGAGAACCUGGUGGUGGCCAUAUACAAAUAUGAUCCAGCCCACAGUGACGACCUGGGGUUUGAGAAAGGGGAGAAGAUGAAAAUCCUAGACUGUGAUGAUCCUGAAUGGUACAUGGCGGAGUCUCUGUUCACCGGCCAGAGGGGUUACAUACCAAAGAACUUUGUAGCAAAACUGAACAGCAUGGAGACAGAACCGUGGUUCUAUAAAAAUCUCUCCAGGAAUGACGCCAUGAGGCAGUUACUGGCUCCUGGCAACACACAGGGCUCGUUUCUCAUCAGAGAGAGCGAGACGCAGCCAGGUAGUUUCUCCAUCUCUGUGAGAGACCUGGACCCAAUGCAGGGGGACAUCAUCAAGCACUACAGGAUCCGCAACAUGGACGCAGGUGGAUUCUACAUCACCAACAAGAUCUCCUUCAACUCCCUAUCAGAGCUUGUCAAACAUUAUUCACGAGAAGCUGAUGGACUGUGCACUCGGCUGGUGAAACCGUGUCAGACCAGAGCGCCCCAAAAACCCUGGUGGCAGGAUGAGUGGGAAGUGCCUCGCGAGUCUCUCAAACUAGAGCGCAGACUGGGGCAGGGGCAGUUUGGAGAAGUAUGGAUGGGGCUAUAUAACAACAACCGUCAAGUGGCUAUCAAGAGUCUGAAGCCUGGUACCAUGUCCAUCAGCGCUUUCCUAGCUGAGGCAAACCUUAUGAAGUCCCUACAGCACCCUCGACUGGUGCGACUGUUCGCUGUGGUCACGCAGGAGCCCAUUUACAUCAUCACCGAGUACAUGGAGAACGGCAGCUUGGUGGAUUUUUUGAAAACUCCCGAAGGAAGUGAUAUACCCAUCAAUACGCUCAUCGACAUGGCUGCUCAGGUUGCAGAAGGAAUGGCUUACGUAGAGCAGAAGAACUACAUCCACAGAGACCUGAGAGCUGCCAAUAUUUUGGUGUCUCAUGAACUCACAUGCAAGAUUGCUGACUUCGGCCUGGCCCGUCUCAUUGAAAACAAUGAAUACACCGCCAGAGAAGGUGCGAAGUUUCCUAUCAAAUGGACGGCACCAGAGGCCAUAAACUACGGCACAUUCUCAAUCAAAUCAGACGUCUGGUCAUUUGGUGUACUGCUGACAGAGAUCGUUACUUAUGGAAGGAUCCCAUAUCCAGGAAUGACAAACCCAGAGGUGAUCGCAAACCUCGAGAGGGGCUACCGCAUGCCUUGCCCCGAUAACUGUCCUGAGGCUCUCUAUAACGUUAUGAAACACUGCUGGACGGAGAACCCAGACAACCGGCCCACCUUCGAGUUCCUGCGCAGCGUUCUAGAGGACUUUUUCACUGCUACAGAGGGACAGUACCAGGAGCAGCCCUGCUGAACAGAGUAAACUGAAAAUCCAUGGGCUCACAUUAAAGACUUUUGUUGCAUUGAGAAAUAUUUGAAAAUAUUUUUAGUCAAAGCAAAAAAACUGAGAUUAUAAGCCUUAUCCAAUUUUAUCUUGAUGUUUAAAACUGAUUUUGUCCUAUCUUAUUUUGUGUGCAUGUAUAUUUUUAGCAGAUAAAAAAGGUUUUUACAAUUUUUUAAAUAACAAGCCAAACGGGAAAAGUUCAGCUUCACAUAAUCUGGUCUGGUUGAAUGCUCUGCCUUUUUACAUUGAGUUUUUAUCAUUUCUGCUGUAAGAGCUGUCUUUUUAUUUUUACAGAAGUAAACUGCAUCAUUUUUUUUAAUAGUAAAACUAUCGAAGAGAUAAA